UGCACACUUUACUACUGUACUCAGUUUUAGCCUUCCUGCUUUGCUGAGCGGAGGUGCAAAACCCUAAAAUCCCAAAUUGAAGAAGUGAGCGAGCAAUUGAUCAACCAGCAAGUGUUUCGGUGAGUAGCUUCCUCUUUGCUCCAAGUAGGUCUGAUUGUGUGCUCCAAUUAUGUUUGGUUUUUGCUGUAGAAAAUUGCAAUUACUAUUUCCCAGUUGUAGCUUUGCUGUUGAUUAUUCAGUCACCCAUUUUCAAAAGGCAUCUCAUUUUACAAGAUUAUAUUCAUCAAAAUCAUUAUUAAGGGCCCAAGGUAAAAAAGAUUGCUCUUUUACAGUUUCUUACCUUAUAAAUUCAUGUGGGUUAUCCCCAGAACUUGCUCUCUCUUUGUCCAAGAGGCAUAGGGUACACUUUGAAUCCCCAGAAAAACCAGACUCAGUUGUUAAGCUUUUCAAGGACUAUGGAUUCAGCAAUGCCCACAACUCUGAAAUUGUCAAGAAACUCCCAGAGCUGCUCUUAGUCAGUGAGAAGACCCUUUUGCCUAAACUUGAGUUCUUGGGUUCCAUUGGAAUUACAGGCACUCCCCUGGCUGAGACCCUUUGCGGCAACCCAACUGUGUUGAAAAUGAGCUUAGAGAAUUGUAUUAGACCUUGUUGUGAUAUCAUCAAAACUCUAGGUAUCCCUUAUGGAAAGGUCCCUCGUUUCAUUAAGAGAUCGCAGUGGUUGUUUAAGGUCAAAGUACUGAGCAAUGUUGCUCGCAAUGUUUCAGUACUGAGGUCACUAAAAGUGCCAGAAUCCACAAUCGAUUUGUGUAGGCCCCACAAUCUUGUUCCAGUGUCCACUGAUGCCGAUGAGUUUAAUGAAAAUGUCAACAAGGUCAUCAGUAUGGGAUUUCCUCCUUCAAGCUGUACAUUUAUGAAAGCACUGUAUGUGAUUUCUAUGAUGGAUGAAUCAAAAUUGGCACAGAGGAAGGAGUUUUAUAGGAAGUUUGGUUGGACUGAAGAUAAUAUAUUGUUGGCAUUUAGAAAGAAUCCCAUUUUUAUGUCCAUUUCUGAGAAGAAUUUUUUGAGUAAAAUGGAUUUUCUUGUGAACAAAAUGGGUUUACAGCCGGCUGAUGUGGCUGGAUAUCCCAGUGUUCUAACUAAUAGUUUGGAGAAAUGGAUCAUAGCUAGGUGUUCAGUUAUCAGAGUUCUGCUGUUGAAGGGCUUAAUACGGAAGGGACAAUUUUCUUUACUUGGUACCGCGUUAAUGGGCAAUAAAGACCUGUUCUUGCAUAGAUUUGUGAACAAGUAUCAAGAGCAAGUACCCGAAUUAUUGAGCAUCUUUCAAGGAAAAAUUGGUCUUGCAGAACUGGGCUUAGGAUUUGAGGAAAGAGAUGGAGUGAAACAAAUGUAGGACAAACUUGUUAUUCCCAUUCGAUUUUUGAUGAUUAAGAGGAUUAUAAGAACAUUUUUUCAAUGAUUUGAGUUCUGCUGCCACAAAUAGUCGAGUUCUUCUCAGCUUUGUCAUUACCAUAAGCCUUUAUCUUACUUUGUAUUUCCUUAUCAGCAGUGAUUUUGAAACCUUUAUGCACACAACUAUGUGGUUUAUGGUUUCUUUAUCUGAGAGAUACAUGCUUAAAAGGGGAUGUGUUGCAGUGUAAAUUGGCACUUGGAUUGGAUCUCACCCAUGAAAAUUUGUAUUUCAAACUCCUAACUGUGCAUGAAGACAUUUGCCUAUAUUUAUGGUGGUUUCUUCCCUCACUUGUUAGAUCUAUUUUUGAAUAGCAUCUAUUGAAAACAUGUCUUAUAGACUGUCCCAUAUAAUUUUUGCUAAUGUGAGCAUCCAGUCCCUAUUGUUUUGUUGUAUAACCGUGCACUACAUUAGUGAUUUUACUCUAGAUUUUUUUUAUUUAUUUUAUUUUUAUUUUUUUGACAUUCAAUUCGAUGAAAGCUAAAAGCUGAAAAAAUAAAAAGCCAAGUUUGAUUUCUAGAAAAAUAUUCAGGUUCUUUGUUGAAGCAUUGAGAUUCAGGUUCUAAUAGCAUGAAUGGCAGAAGUAAGGAACACCAUAAGAUGUUUUCUUUCAUUUCCUGAACUCUGUAUUUGUGUCCCUCCAUGUGUAGUAAGCAGUUCUACUUAUAGCAAGCAAACUGUCCUUACACUAGUACAUAUUUGCUUCCCAUGCAAAUUGGAAGCCGCCGAAUCAACAUUGUCAGGACAAUGAUGCCUCAACCAAAACCCUGAACUUACUCAUCUACCUAAACUAGAUGCCUCUAUAGUACAGGCAAUUUUGAAAUAGGUGGUCAUGAGACUCGAGAUCUUUAGUAAAAGAAUAGGUCAUCUUCCAUCUUCCCAGCUUAUCAUUUUUGUUUUUGUUUUUUCUUUACUUAUGUAAUAUGCUAAAGAGCACCUGCACCAUGAUUUCCUGCUACUUUAUAUGUUGCUCUACUGGUUUUUCUGGUUUUGUGUUCUCAAUUAUUCCAGGUUACUUUCAAAGGUUAUUCUCUCUGAUAAGAUAUAAUCUCUGAAUUUAGAGUAAGUUGGUAGUUGGUUUAUUUCUGCAGUUAUGUGGCUUUUCAUUCUAUUUACAAUAUAGAAAUUUUGGGUCUAUGGUUGAAAGUUUUGUUGUUGUUUGAGAAGUGUAGAUGGACUGAAAAAAGUGUACACAGGGCAUUUAAAUGUUCAAGUUCUUUCCAUAUGCUUGAAGUUAUCACUAUAUGUAGAUGGCUGGUAUGUCAGCCUCCGGCUAACCCUAUUUCAUCAGGCAUUAAGUUGUUUGGAGAAGCAGAUCAUACGUAGGUGUUCGAGUUCUCCUAUUCAAGGGCUUAAUAACAAAGGAGAUUUUGCUUUAUGUACUAUUACGAACAGAAGUGAGAAGCCCUUCUUGGGUAGUCACGCAAUCAGUAUCAAGACCAAGUGCUCGAAUUAGUGAGGAUCUUCUUUCAAGAUAAAGUCGGUCCUGCGGAACUGUGCUUAGAAUAUGAGUACAGAGCUGGAGUAAAUCAGUUCCAUAAUGAAGCUUGUUACUGCGAUAUUAACCAUGGAUUUUGAGAAAAAAUGUGGUUCUUGUAUGGAGUUAUGCCAUAUGUGGUUUUAUUACAUUGAUAAAAGCACACUAGUGAUAUUACAGAAGGCAUAUUCUAUCACAGAUCAGAAGCCAGAGCUUCCCUGGUGAAGUAUAUGAACAAAUUUUAAGAGAGAACAUCCAAGUACAUUUGGCCUUUUUUGGUUGGAAGCAAGAAAAUUGCAUAAUAUUAAUCAAUCGAGAUGUUCACAUCAGAUAUUUAGCACAUCUAAAAGCCACUGUUGUCCAUCUUUGAAAUGCUAAAUAGACGAGGACAUUCUUAGCUAAUACAUUCGUUGCCUGAUAAUAGUAAAAGGUCUUUCACCAACCAAUCAGAAUCAAUACAAUUGAGACCGCUAACAAUUCACGUAAUGUAAUAAAAUGUAUCGUUUCAUUGUUAAGCAAACCAAAAUACUAAAAUUACAGUUAAGUACAUAUUUUUCACUAGUUAAGAGAUCAAGUGGUGAUUUGACUGUUUUGGGGGCACUGCAACGUUAUUACUGUCAAAUUCUUAUCCUUGUGUGAAAAGACUAAUACCCCUUUUCAGUCUCGCAUACAGCUAUCUGUACCCUUCUAGUUCUCAGUUCCCUGCUUUGGUGAGCCGAGGAGCAAAAACCCUAAACCCCAAAUUGAAAUUGGAAGUAGGCGAAUCGAAGCGAAGCAGAGAAACCUCAACUAGUUGAACUUGCUCUCUCUUUGUCCAAGAAGCGAGGAGUGCACUUCAAAUCCCGAGAAAAACCAGACUCGGUCAUUAAGCUUCUGAAACACUAUGGAUUCAGUGAUACCCAUGUCUCCCAAAUUGUUAAGAAACUCCCAACCCUUCUCUUAGUCAAUGCUAAAAAGACCCUUGUCCCCAAACUUGAGUUUCUUGGUUCCAUUGGAAUUACAGGCACUGACCUUACUCGGCUCGUUUGCGGCAGCCCAAAUGUUUUGUCCUAUAGCCUCGACAAUAAUCUCAGGCCUUGUUACGAUGUCAUCAGAACUCUACCUAUCGGUGACGAAAAGGUUGGUCUCUUCAUGAGGAAUUCGUGUCGGAUACUGAAUGUCAAAGCACUAAGCAAUGCUGCUAGCAAUGUGUCAUUUCUGAGAUCACUUCAAGUGCCAGAAUCCUCAAUCACUUUGUGUGCCCUCUAUUAUCUUAUUGCAGUAUCCCGCGACACUGCCAAGUUUAGGGAUUAUGUAGGGAAGGUCAUCAGUAUGGGAUUUAUCCCUUCAUCCACAACCUUUGUGAGAGCCGUGUAUGUGAUUUCUAUGAUGAAUGGAUCAAAAUGGGCACAAAGGGUGGGAUUUUACAGGAAGUGGGGUUGGGCUGAAGAUGAUGUACUGUCUGCGUUUAGAAAGAGUCCCACGUUUAUGUUCUUGAGUGAGGAGAAUGUUUCCAUUAAAUUGGAUUUUUAUUUGAACAAAAUGGGUUGGCAGCCAGCCAAUGUAGCUCAACAUCCCGCUGUUCUAACUUAUAGUUUGGAGAAGUGGAUCAUACCUAGGUGUUCGGUUAUUAGAAUUCUGCUGUUGAAGGGCUUAAUAAGGAAGGGAGAAUAUUCUAUUGCUUCCAUGAUGUUCAGAAGAGACCAGUUCUUGGAUAGGUUUGUGAACAAGUAUCAAGAGGAAGUACCUGAAUUAUUGAGCAUCUAUCAAGGGAAAAUUGGUCUAGCGGAACUGGGCUUAGGAUUUGAGGAAAAAGAAGGAGUGAAAGAAGUGUAGGACUAAGCCUGUUUUUUUUUUUUUUUUUUUUUGAUGAUUAAGAGGAUCAUAAGAACCAAGUUUUUAUUGUUUGAGUUCUGCUGACACAAACAAUCAAAUCUUGUGCUUGUACAUUACCAUAGCAAUAAUUUUACUUUGGUUUACCCUGCCAA
Molecule: messenger RNA, 4891 nt
Organism: Rosa rugosa (rugosa rose)
Lineage: Eukaryota; Viridiplantae; Streptophyta; Magnoliopsida; Rosales; Rosaceae
Exons: 2
Coding region: 170-1390 (406 amino acids)
Biological process (GO): chloroplast organization; regulation of DNA-templated transcription
Cellular component (GO): chloroplast
Molecular function (GO): double-stranded DNA binding
Source: RefSeq, a predicted model, not a curated record